GAUUAGUGGCCUAAAUAAGGGAUUAUUAGUUCGUUGUAGUCACUACCGUUCGCACAGAAGCAAUCCGAGUGUUGAAACUUUGCAGUCAGGGUGGGUGUGUGAGUUUUCAGUGAGAGGUGCACUAAGUAGCGAGCCCCUGGGGAGUAAGGAGCCGGGCUUAGUUUUGAAAACUGUGCUUUGAUGAAGUCUUAUUUAGCGAGUACCGCACCCGACUAUACAGCAUUACUUUGGGAACACCACUUUGUUUGACUCUGACGUUAGACACAAAAGUGAGAUACAACAUGGAUACCACGAUUUCAGCCACAACCCACAAGUCCCCCUUAGCCGUCCUUUUCGUCUUUACCCUCGUCUUCUCAACCUCGAUGACUCCAGCCCAGUCGCAGUUUUGCUCCGAUAGACCAGGGGGAUGCUGCCCGGGCCGAGACGAUGCGUGCACCGUCCCGAGGGGAGACACGCUGUGCUACUGCGACGAGUUCUGUCUCCGGUCCAAAGAUCCCGAUUGCUGCCCGGACGUUUUCAACAAUUGUACGGCGUUGCCGGUGACUGUGGCACCGCUCAGCCCAAAUCCUCUCAAAAGUGAUUGUCUUUACAAAGGAAAACACUACUUCGCAGGAGAUUCCAUCAAAAUCAAUUGCAACACAUGCACCUGCCUACUCGAUGUGGGGGGUUACGAACUGCAAUGCGAGGACAAGGUCUGUCUCAUUAGGGAAGAAAUCAUCAAUGCAGUCAACUCAGAUAGUAACGGGUGGUUGGCCCGAAAUUACACUUUCCUGUGGGGUUUAACUCUUGAAGAAGGGGUACGGAGACGUCUCGGUACUCUAAAGCCCGCCCCCUUUGUCGCCGGAAUGAAAGAGAUCGCGAUAGAACAAAUGGAAGAUCUGCCGGAGAGUUUUGACUCCCGCCAAAAGUGGCCAGGGUGGAUUGAGGACGUAAUGGACCAGGGGAACUGUGGGAGUUCGUGGGCUGUCUCCACUACAUCUGUGGCAUCUGAUCGCUUGGCCAUCCAAUCUAUGGGUAAUAUGAAACUACCCUUGUCUGCUCAGAAUCUUCUGUCAUGCAACACCAGACGACAGAGGGGGUGUGAUGGUGGACACUUGGACCGGGCCUGGUACUAUGUGCGUAAAUAUGGGGUUGUCACUGAUAAAUGCUACCCCUAUAAGAGUGGAAUGGACGAGUCCAGUAAGAUGGAGAGGUAUCCUUGCAUGCUACCACGUCACCAGUCAACACCGUGCCCCCACAAUGACACAACAUCCGGGAAAUAUCACUCAAGUCCUCCCUAUAGGAUAUCAGAAAAGGAAUCUGAUAUAAAAGCGGAAAUCUUCAAGAACGGUCCGGUACAAGCGACAUUUUUAGUCAAAGACGAUUUUUACUCGUAUGCUGGAGGUGUGUACAAAUAUACGCGAGAGGCGGUGAAAGGUGCCAGUAAGGGCAAGCUAAGAUCUGGAUACCAUUCCGUUCGGAUCAUCGGAUGGGGUGUGGACCGUACUAAUCCUAGCAGCUCGCUGCCGUACUGGAUCUGCGCCAACUCUUGGGGGACCCAGUGGGGUGAAAACGGUCUGUUCAGGAUCAUUCGGGGUCAGAACGAAUGCGGCAUCGAAUCUUUUAUAGUUGGUGUCUGGGGCGACAUAGACAUGGAGAUGAUGAGGCACUGAGAUGGCAAAUUCUUUUGGAGAGUUUGCACCUCUUUCAUUCUUGGCCAAGUUCGCGUAAGGACUAUAACCAUAGUCUGACUACCAUUGCCCAAACUAUGCGUACAGUUGGACUAUAGACGACUAUUUGGAACCAACGUAUCCGGUGUCCCAUGGAAUUCGUUCCUCCGGAGAUUUAGUCUUGGCCCAAGACUAUGGUGCUUGAUUCUGGAUAGUGUACUACGCGCAAAGUGUAGUCUAGAUUUCAAGCC
This is a messenger RNA of Asterias rubens (European starfish), 1900 nucleotides long. RefSeq lists its product as uncharacterized. The transcript is spliced from 10 exons. Gene Ontology annotation, biological process: proteolysis. Gene Ontology annotation, cellular component: lysosome. Bases 282 to 1652 code for a protein of 456 amino acids. Gene Ontology annotation, molecular function: cysteine-type peptidase activity. The record is from RefSeq and is a predicted model, not a curated record. Lineage: Eukaryota; Metazoa; Echinodermata; Asteroidea; Forcipulatida; Asteriidae.